Paramuricea clavata is the source of this 5547-nucleotide messenger RNA. The record is from the annotation of a GenBank genome assembly. NCBI's taxonomy places the organism in Eukaryota, Metazoa, Cnidaria, Anthozoa, Malacalcyonacea, Plexauridae.
UAAUUUUGUCUGCAUUCUUACUUAUUUCUAAGUCAAACUGAACUCAAAGUCAUUGGACAUGACAAUACAUACUGUAUCUCCAACUCAAGUCAUCAAGCAUUUUGUCAGACGGUUCUGUGACCGAUAUUUUAUGGCCUGCAUCCUAUCUCAGCCUUGCUUUCCUCACCUCUGCAAUGUCUACCACUGAACAUCAGUGCAUAUUCUGAGAGGCAUUGGUUAAUGUUUUAAACAAGAUCUGAGACUGAUCUACUCUGUAUUUUAGACAUAUGUAGCAGACAUUCUUCUUGCUGUAAAUCCAUAUCACGACAUGAGAAAUCUCUACUCCUCCGAGAUGAUGAGAAAAUAUCAUGGGAAAUCUUUGGGUGUUUUACCACCCCAUGUCUUCGCGAUAGGUAAGUUGAAAACAAACCACUAUAAAUCUAAUUUUGCAGUUACUGUAGUCUUAGAUAGACUAGCACUUGCAGGCUCGAGGGAAGAGAAAAAAUAUGGCCUGACAGUCUAAAAUUUUUUGACAGGUGAAAUAAAUUUAGCCUGCCAUUUUUAUUCAUUGAACUGCCAAAAUGGCAUAAACUCAUGUGAGUCAUAGUGUAAAAAUCAAUGUUUUUCAUGAUAUGAAUAUAUGAUUUUUACUAUUUUUAAAGGUGAUCUACAGUCCGAUCUGCGCAUGUGCACAAAUGUGCCCACUUUUUAUGAUACAAACAGUUUAACUAUGUUUUGAGUUCUUGAAAAGCCUGAUUGUCGUUUCUUGAUCAUUUAUUAUACUCUAGAAGCUUGAAAAUAUAAAUAGUUGUCGAAUAAAGCUCAAUAUUUUGGACACAAAAAUGUAAACAAAGGCUUUGUUUACAUACGGACUGUAGAUCACCUUUAAACUUGUCUAUUUUACUACUGUCAGUAACAGUGAACUUGAAAGCGUUUAUUACCGGCGUAUGAAACACCGAAUAGUGUGUGUGAAAAACGAGGCGCUAGCCGAGUUUUUACACACACUUUUGAUGUGUUUAAUACGUCGGUAAUAAACAAUUUCGAGUUUAUUAUAUUGCUUUUCAUCGUUUAUUAUAUUGCAUUGCAUCGUAUCAAGACCUGAUUAUAGUAAUGCUGUAAAUCAUUAAUAUUAAUUUUUCUCAUGUUAAAUUUUUUCAGCCGACAAGGCAUAUCGAGAUAUGCGCGCUUUGAAAGAAAGUCAAUCGAUUAUCGUCAGUGGUAACUACACUACAGCUAUACUGUUUCAACUCAGAUUAAGAUUUUAAGAAAUUUUGCAUUUCUUUAUUAUGUAUAAAUUCGUAUGACAGAGACUACAAGAUUACUAAUACUUUCGUUGUCGUUCUUAGGCGAGUCUGGCGCUGGGAAAACAGAAUCCACCAAAUUUAUUCUGAGGUAUUAAAAUUUUAUAAACCGUCUCAAUUCACAAAAUACCACAAUCUCAAAAUUUUAAAUAUUUAUUUGUCCCCCACACACUUUUUUUGCUAAGGCUUGUUCGCAUGAGCGUAACUAAUCGAGAAUAAGAGAACCUGGUUUCUAUAUGGUUGUAAAAAUAGAGUCAGGAUCUUUCUCAACGGCCAGUUUAUAAUAGUUUAUACCUGUAAACCACAUAUAAAUCAUAAGUAUUCUCUAGUUCUAAUCACUCCGCGUAUUUUCAGUUCUAAAAUAUUGUAUUUCGGCUGAUGAGAAAGAUCGUGAGCCAAUCUUUACGACCGUUACGACCAUAACGAAACCGCGCUUUAACGCAUAUAAAAUUUAAUUUGUGUUCACCCGAGAAAGGAGCCACGCAGCCCGGCUAAGCGACAUCUUGCCAUAUGAACGCCUGACCAACCAAAUCAAGAUUUUUCAGUAUACACAGGCCUUAAAAUAUCUUUUACAGGGCCGUCUGACAAAAUGUCCGGUGACAUUGAGUUUGGGUCGGACAUAUGUCCGAUGACCUUCAGUUCAGUUUUGACUCGGAAAUAAGUCUGAAUGACACAAAUGAAUAAGCGGUAAAUGUUGUAAAGAUAUUAAAUAAUUUGUUUCUUUCAUACUUAUGUCCAAGCCAAAAUUAACUUGCUUUCCAGAACAGCAGUAUUAAUAGAGCCUUCGACAACUUAAGCCCGUUUUCCACUUCACCAUUUCGCUCGCCGCCCCGCGCUCGACUACGUUAAAACAACAUUUCCAGUUCACUUUUUAUACAAUAGUACUCUGAUUUUCCAUUUAAUAUACAAGCCUCUAGUCCUGGGCUAGGGUACAUUUUGAUUUACGUCGGACAAAGCUACAGUUCGGUCUGACACCAAUACACUCAGGUCGGACAAACAAUAAACCUCAGUUUCACUUUGCAUGGUCGAACAGAAUGUCCGGUGGUUUCCUCUCUACGUCGGACAAUUUCACGAAUGAGUCGGACAAUGUCCGUGACCGACCGAUAUUUUAAGGCCUGUAUAAUACAGGGACAAUGGCCCAAAAAAUCCGUGCAUGACCCUUUAGAAGUUCACCUUCUUGUUUUUGAAUGCCUGAGUUCUAUACUGAACUCAUGGGUUCGUAAACACAAUUGAAUCGAAUUUUAUGUGUUGCAAGUUAUUUAAAAGUUUUAGGUAUCGUUUAACAUAUGAAUAUGAUCAUGUGUUGAUUAAUUUAACACAGCGCGUAAAACAGUAAAAACUCUUUGCUGAACCAUUGAGCCAGUUGAACCAUUUUUAAUCCAACCUACCGGACAAAUUUAUAAGUUGUUCCAACUUUGAAUUAGAAUUUUCAUGUACAAUUUAUGCAGUUUUAACAUACUCGUACGAUUACAAUGCAUUCUAAACCCCAGAGCUAAUGAAGUUUGGGUGUUUACAAGAAAAGGGUCGCAUUUUUUAGACACACUUAUUCGGUUUCAUCAUAUUUACUUAUUUUAUCUGAUUGUAGGUAUUUGACAGAAUCGUGGGGUGAUGGCCAACAUGGUCAUAUUGAAGAGCGAAUCGUUGAAGGUAUAACAAAGAUUCUAAAAUUUUACUCCCCUCUUCACAUUUACUGGGUUUUUUCAACAUUCUUUCAUCCAUAGGGCUUUCAUAAUCUUUUUAAAAUUAUUUGGCGUAAAAAUCUCACGGCUUGUCAACAAGAUUUGUUCACACUCAGGGCUGCAAAUAAAUAUUUGACUUGACAGGACAUUUGUCCGAUCACUUUUAAUUUUGGUCGGACAUAACUUGAAUUUGGUCAGACAAAAACCAACAUCACUAAAUUUGGUCAGACAUAUAUACAGUAUGUCACAAGAUAUAUAUAAGUCACGAGACAAGUAUGUAUAGCCAUUCCGGCGAAACGUUAAGUAAAAUGCUAGAAUGCCUCGUAAAUUUUAUUGCAAAAUGCAAAUUGAGUGAAUUUACAAUCGGAGUUUGUCACAGCAAAAAAAUGUAUAAUGUGACAAUUUUUUUGUGUGAUCGGACCAAUGUCCGAUCAAAGUUACUUUUGCUUGGACAUUUGCCAAAUUUAGUCGGACAUUGUCCGAUGUCCGACAGUAAUUUGCAGCCCUGACACUGCUUGUUCCCAGUUGUUGACAAGUCUGGAACAGGUUGUCAAGAGCCAGCCAACCUGUCGAUGAACUACUAAUAAAGCCAUUAUUAAAUUGUUCCACUUCUUAUUUAAGCCAAUCCGUUACUGGAAUCGUUUGGUAACGCAAAGACUCUCCGAAAUAUCAACAGCAGUCGUUUUGGGAAGUAUGUGGAAGUUCACUUCAACGAAAAGGUACAAGCCCAAGGCAUGUAGUGUAAUGGAGCUAUUACCUGAUAAACAAAAUUUUGAUCUAGACAAGUCUAGACAAAAAGAAAGAGCAUCACAAAAUUAGUAAUAUUCGGCAAAAUUGAUACCUUUUUCAGCAAGCGGUAUCGCACGUAAUAUAAAAUGACUGAAAAACGACAAAUUUCGCAAGGCUAAAUUAUCCACAUUUUACAACAUUUUGCUACGAAACUUCGGAAUAUUAAUAGUUUUGUGAUGUUCUUUCAAGCUGUGGUGAAAUUUUUGUCUAGACUUGUUGAGAUCAAAAUUUUGGUUAUUAUAGGUAAUAGGUCCAUUUAGGUAUUCUGGGGUCUUAGCCCUUGGGAAAAUCUAUUGACCGCUAAAUCUAUUGACCGCUAAAUCUAUUGAUCUCUUUUCCAGCCUAAAGUCGUUGGUGGUUUUAUCUCGCAUUAUCUGCUGGAGAAGUCGCGUAUCUGUAAACAAAGUCCUGGGGAGAGAAGCUACCAUGUCUUCUACAGACUGUGUUCCGGUGCUCCGUCUGCGCAAAAGACAGCCCUGGGAAUAACGAGAGCCGAAGACUUUCAUGUAAGUUUAUUUUACUUUUAUUGUAGAUUUGCAGUAUGUUACUAUUACAAAACCAUCAUCAGAAAUCAGUUCUGAACUGUUCUCCCUAUAGACGUCCUGUAAGAAUCGUCUCUUUUUGAUCAAGUGUUACUACAGGAAGAAACCUAAACUAAACUAACUUGAUUUAUACUGGAUAACUCUAUCAGUUCUAAACUGUUCUUCCUAGAGGUCCAGCAAGAAUCAUCUCUUAUUGAUCCAGUGUUACUACAGGGGGAAACCUAAACUAAACUAACUUGAUUUAUACUGGAUAACUCUAUCAGUUCUAAACUGUUCUUCCUAGAGGUCCAGUAAGGAUCAUCUCUUAUUGAUCCAGUGUUACUACAGGAGGAAACCUAAACUAAACUAACUUGAUUUAUACUGGGUAGCUCUAUCCGUUCUAAACUGUUCUUCCUAGAGGUCCAGUAAGGAUCAUCUCUUAUUGAUCCAGUAUUACUACAGGAGGAAACCUAAACUAAACUAACUUUAUUUAUACUGGAUAACUCUAUCAGUUCUAAACUGUUCUCCCUAGAGGUCCAGUAAGAAUCACAUCUUAUUGAUUCAGUGUUACUACAGGAGGAAACCUAAACUAAACUAACUUUAUUUAUACUGGAUAGCUCUAUCCGUUCUAAACUGUUCUUCCUAGAGAUCCAGUAAGGAUCAUCUCUUAUUGAUCCAGUAUUACUACAGGAGGAAACCUAAACUAAACUAACUUUAUUUAUACUACUGGAUAUCUCUAUCAGUUCUAAACUGUUCUCCACUAUUUAAUUUCAGUUUCUGAACCAAGGCUCAAUACAAGACAGAAAUUUGAACGACACUCAAGAUUACAAGCUCAUGUCAGAAUCCAUGGACAAGGUCGGCUUCUCCUCGCAAGAGAAAGAUAAUAUAUUCCGCAUUGUUGCAGCGGUGAUGCAUCUUGGGAAUAUUGCCUUUGAAGAGGAACUUGACGACAAGAAAGGUAGGGGCUUUGUUGCUUGUCAGAUACCAGCGUCCUUUGUAAUUCAGCUUAGCUCUCAGCUGCAAGUAAGGACGAUUAGCACAUCCCACUUACUUAUAAUGUACAUGCCCAUCACAAAGCUUGCGAAUCUACUGUAUAAUUAUUCUCAUACGUUAUAUAUUUUAGGCGGUUCAAAGGUCACCAGUAAGUCCGAGGGAGCAGUCAAUAUGGUCGCUAAACUACUUCAGGUUAAUGCUGCUGCACUAAAGAUGGCGAUGACCACAAGACGGAUGUCGCAAGUCAAACAGCUUGGCGCACUGGGUACCGGAGAUAUCAAGUAA